Molecule: messenger RNA, 1234 nt
Organism: Lycium barbarum (goji berry)
Lineage: Eukaryota; Viridiplantae; Streptophyta; Magnoliopsida; Solanales; Solanaceae
Exons: 3
Coding region: 357-995 (212 amino acids)
Source: RefSeq, a predicted model, not a curated record
GCUUGCAUGAUAAGUUUUCACCAGAAAAAUAAACAAAUCAUCUAAUCCCUACUUUUACAUGAAAAGUAAAAAAGAAAAAGAAAAAUUACUUCGAGACCUGCGUCUGUCCAGACCUUUGACUCAUAAGUGAAAAGAAACAAAUAAUCUAAUUUAAUAAAUAUAAUAAAAUAAAACAAAAUAAAAAGGGGUACUAUUAAUUGAACAAUCUCUUCUUAUUCAUUCACAUCUUUCUUAUUACUCCAUUAACACCCCCACCUUCCCUUUCUUUCUUCACCCAAAAUUUCUCUCUUUUCCCACAUAACUCAUCAACAAAGAUUCACAAAAAAAUCUAGAAAAAAAUUAUACAAAUCAAGAAUAUGGGAAAUGGUUAUAACCAACAUCAUCAACAACAACAACAACAACAACUUUAUCACCAUAUUCGUAAUGGAAACAACAGUUUUUUCUUACCAAUGCUUUGUAAACUUUCCAUCAAAGAUGUAAAAUUACAAAACACCAAAAACCCUUCAUCUUCAAAUAAUAUCUCUAGUGAUAAUAAUGAACCUUGUUCACCAAAAGUAAGUUGUAUGGGUCAAGUUAAAAGAAACAAUAGAGUUACUGGUUUUCCAACACCCAUAACUGGUCCAGUAAAUCCAAAAGUGAAAUACCCAAAGAUCAAGAAAUUGUUUUCUGGUAAGAAUAGAAGUAGUGUUACUGUGGUUAAAGAGAGCAGUAAAAUUAAUAUUAGUGAAUUGGAUCCACCGUUACCAGUGGUGAAAAAGGUAAAAACGGUGAAUGAAGAUGGUGGUUUAUGGAAGAGGAGAUCUGGUGGGGCCACAUUGAAAAGUUUGCAGAUCCAACAAGUUCAUUUAUCUACUGAUAAAAAUUUACUGCAACCAACUACUGUCUAUGAACGGGCAUCUGACAGGAGGUCCCUAACAAAUACAUCAGCACGUCCUAUCAUUCUUUGUCAGAUCGAUCUGGGAAUCCAUCUGCAUCAAAAGUUGUUUGAUUGUUGAAUUUCUUCGGAAAAUGCUUGGUGCACUUUCCUUGCUUCAUACAUGGGCAUUGGGGAUUGAGUUCUCCACAAGGUCCGUGCAUCAUGUAGUUCUUGACAGCAUUAUAGCCGUCUGGAUCAACUUCCAUAUCAGGUAUUUCAGCUGCUAUUAUUGUGUUGAUAUGAUCGAUGGAGGGACUUUUUAAUGUAGGAUGGAGGAAGAGCAGUAUAUGUGCAUGAGGCAGUCCUCUUUUCUGGAAC